This is a messenger RNA of Anthonomus grandis grandis, 2222 nucleotides long. Its product is annotated as glucose dehydrogenase [FAD, quinone]-like. Bases 114 to 1985 code for a protein of 623 amino acids. The record is from RefSeq and is a predicted model, not a curated record. The transcript has 7 exons. Lineage: Eukaryota; Metazoa; Arthropoda; Insecta; Coleoptera; Curculionidae. Gene Ontology annotation, molecular function: flavin adenine dinucleotide binding; oxidoreductase activity, acting on CH-OH group of donors.
AAAGUGAUAAGUGUGCUUGAAGUAGAUAGGAAAUUUUAAAAAAUAACUACUUAUAAGUAUAAACGUAUAAUAAGUACAUUUUUAAAUGAAAGUAGAGUACAAGUUUCGCGAUAAUGAAUAUUAAAAUUCCGUUACUUGCGCUAAUAUUCAUCUUAAUUUUAUCAUUAAAUUUAGUUGAAACUACUCAUUUUUCAAAUUUUGCACAAUUUCUAUCGGAAAUUAAUGAAACUUUAAACCAAGCAUCUAGUUAUGAGUUGCCAACCAACAAUAAUGAGUAUUUUAUGAGCCAAAGUGACAACCACGAAAAAACAAAAGAUUUUGGAACAUACGAUUUUGUCAUAGUAGGAGCUGGUGCAGCCGGAGGAGUUCUUGCUAAUCGUUUGUCAGAAACCAACUAUUCGGUUUUGAUAAUUGAAGCAGGCAAGGAAGAUCCGGCCAUAUCCAAAGUCUUGGGAUUAAGCUUGUUUUUGCUAAAGUCAGACUGGAAUUGGGGAUAUAAUACCAUUGUCCAAAAAAACUCUUGUUUAGGUAGCAUUAAUCAAAAAUGUAUGUAUCCAAGAGGAAAAUCUUUAGGCGGUUCCAGUGCCAUUAACAUAGGGUUUUAUAGUCGUGGAAAUAAAGAAAACUAUAACGUUUGGGAAGAAUUAGUAAACUCUAAAUGGUCCUAUGAAAAUUGUCUACCCUAUUUCAAAAAAUCAGAGACAGCUGAUUUUAAUGUAGAUAUUGAUAAUGUAUAUCACGGAUUUAAUGGGCCUCAGAAUAUAAGCAUAGUAGAGGAUACUCCAAUUUUGUCCAAUGAACUUAUAAAUGCGUUUAAGGAACUGGGGAUGAAUGAAGGCGAUUAUAAUGGUGCUAGUCAAUAUGUCGUUAGUAGAUGUCAAAUGUUCUUAGAUGGCACCACUCGUUCCAGCUCAGCCCAUGCAUACAUUAGACCCGCUUUAAAUAGAAAUAAUUUAAAACUGUCUCUAAACUCCCUUGUUACAAAAAUCCUAAUAUCCGAAGAUAAGCGGGCCACAGGAGUGGAAUUUUGGAAAAAUGGAGAAAAAAAUUGUGCUACUGCUAGAAAAGAGGUAAUAGUAUCUGCAGGUGCUAUUAACUCUCCUCAACUAUUAAUGUUAUCUGGAAUUGGUCCCCAAGAUGAAUUAAAAAAGCAUGGAAUUAAAAUGCUGGUAAAUUCAAAUGCUGUAGGAAAAAAUCUAAGAGAUCACAUGUGGUAUUACGGUAUAGUAUUUAGGACUAACAUAACUAUUCCCUACAAUAAUAGCCUAGUGGAGAAUAUAAAGUUGUGGAACCAAAAGAAAAGGCCUUUGAUAACGUCAGCCGGAGUACAAGUAGUAACAUAUUAUAAUAUUGGUGAUAAUAGAAACUUUUCCGAUCCAAAUAUUGAAGUAAUCAUUCUCGGACCACCUGCGGUCUCACCAGAUCUUCCAAAAAUGUUGGGGUUAAACCAGGAUUAUCAAAUGUCAUUUAAAAAUUUAAAUAAUCAAACUGAUAUAAUCUCAGGACUGUUUCUAUUGCAGCCGAAGUCAAUCGGACAAAUUACUCUAAAAUCGGCAGAUCCUAAAGACUUUCCGCUUAUAGAUACAAAUUUCUUCUCUGAUCCUGAAGAUUUAGAAACAAUGUAUAAUGGAAUUGAAAAAAUACUUGAACUUCAAAAUACUGAAACAUUUAAGAAAAUGGGAGUGAAACUAAUUAGAAACUCAUCUCCCAGUUGUGAUGGAUUAUAUGAAACAUUUUCGAAAGAGUGGUGGAUUUGCGACUUACAAUAUGUCGGAACUACGGUUUACCAUCCAUCUGGUACCACGCAAAUGGGAAAUAAUAUAACAAAUGCUGUCGUUAACGACAAUUUGGAAGUUUAUGGUAUUAAACAAUUACGAGUAGUAGAUGCCGGAGUUUUGCCUGUUUCAAUAUCGGGACAUCUUAAUGCUCCUGUGGUCAUGAUUGCCGAGAAAAUUGCUGAUGUUAUUAAAGCAAAAUAUCAAUAAAAAAUGCUCCUUUUAGAAUGUACAGCUAAUUUGAGUAUUUAACAGUUUAACCGACAUAAGCGAAAAUAUAGAAUUAAACUUAUAUUUGAAUAUAUGAUAUAUUAGAAAUAUAAAUAUCAAAUUAUUAUAUAGAAUUCCUAUACACAAACCCCUGUCUAUGUGAAGUUGGUCCGACGUGCUUAACAUUAUAUUUUUAAAUUUAAUUAAGAGCCAAUUAAAAUUUGAUUUCAAAUAUAA